ACUACGAUGGCUCAUCAGCUAAUUCUAACUAUAUCUGACUUAUUGCCCCCCUUCGCUCUGCCUUCCCUGGCCUUUUCACCCCGACCACUACCCCAGUGAUUUUUUUUUUGGUGAUAUAGUUCCCUUUUCCUGCUCAUUGCUGUCGUUGCGCGACGGUGAGCCUCUCCGUGGGGUAUCACACUCGGGAAGCUUUCUUAGAGUCGCAUUCUCGAGUGCCUGUGUCGCCCGUCUUCCAGGGGAUAUGACCCUCGCACUCCACCUGUCGCAUACAACACCACACUCCGAAACAACAUAAUAAAAAUCACAAAUGACAAAUCAGGCAUUGCACGGGCUCUGCCCCGCCCCAUUCUUCCAGGAGUCUCUCUUUCCAUCCCACGGCGGAUAUAUCGAAGGACGGUAUUGUUCGAAGAUCGGUAGUACCUCUUGCUGUAUGCCAUGUCCCUUGGCGGACUGGAUUUAUGGAGAGGACAUCACGACGAAGGCGAACGCUGCGAGUUGGCUGAGUGUCGCAGUCUUGCCCCUUUGUAUCUUCCUCCUCGUCUCUUAUGCAGUCCUUCCAGCAAAAUGGACGCAUCGUCAUUACCUGAGUAUCUGCUUUACUCUAGGAAUCUGCUGUAUGGAGGUUGCAUUCAUUAUUCCUAUCGGGGCUAAACCUGACCAAUGCUACAAUCCAAUUACGCCCAAUGAUAUGCGUUCGAAUCUUUCCUGCGCAUGGUCCGGGACUUUACUCCUCUUCGGAGGCUGGGCCGUAGUUACGUGGAGUUUCAUCCGUACCCUUGCUUUUCACCUCCAAGUCUGCUGGGAGGUGAUCCUUGGCAACAAGUUUAUGUGGGGGGCUUUCAUUUGCGGCUGGGGCAUCCCCGGCAUUGGCAUCACGGUGAUGCUCAUCCUGACGGGAGUCUCCUUUCGCUUUGGGGACAUGUGCCAUAUCAACAUCAAAUAUGGAACCAAGGAUUACUGGGCCCCGAUCAUGGCCUUUGCCGCAGCAUCGCUGGUUUUGCAACUUGCCACGAUGGCCUAUUGUAUCCAUGUCUAUGUGAAAUCUAUCUUUGACACCAACAACGAUUCGAGCACCAACAGUUCCCGUCUGCCAUCGUAUACGUCCAGUAUCCGGACCGUCACCGCGCGCCAGGCAUACCGACGCAUCCGCCGCGUCCUCCAGUUACAGUGGCGGGGGGUGGCCCUGGUCUUGAUCAUCAUCGGCAAUGUCAUCUUCUUCGCUGUGGUCUUCAUCCAGAUCGACAACAAGAUGAAUAUGACGCACGAAAACCUAGAAAGGGCCCAGCCGUGGCUUGCAUGUCUGAUAGACACUAAGGGCGACCGGAAGAAAUGCCGCAAGGAGGCCCUCAGCAUCGGACCCGGCGAGAGUACAAUCCUGGCAUUAUUAAUCCUGCUAUCGCUGGUUGGUCUGUGGAACUUCAUCCUGUUCGCCCGACCCUCGAUGUUCCUCGGAUGGGCCGAGUUCUUCAAACUGAAAUUCGGCCGAAACCAGGAGUUCGUCUCUGUGGAUGCGCGCACGAAAACCCCUGACACUCGAACCUACGAGAUGCUCGAAAGCACGGGACUGCAAUCAUGCAAGUCCCCGGAACCUAUCGCCCGGGCGCCCAGCGUUGCACGUAGCGUUGCGCGCACCAUGAGCCCCGAGGGGAGCCACUACGGACGCGAGGCGCGGUACGUGCGGCCGUCGAUGAGUUUCUCCUCGCCUCGGCCACCCAGCGCAUCACAAGGGCGUGAUUGGGAUCCCCAGGCUACGUUUGCCCCGGCGAAUCAUCAGCAUAGCCCUUCGCAAUGAUGUUGUGUUUCUUUUCUUUCCUUUUUU
Aspergillus alliaceus is the source of this 1819-nucleotide messenger RNA. It is a transcript of the gene gprM, whose product is annotated as protein gprM. The transcript is spliced from 5 exons. NCBI's taxonomy places the organism in Eukaryota, Fungi, Ascomycota, Eurotiomycetes, Eurotiales, Aspergillaceae. Gene Ontology annotation, cellular component: membrane. The record is from RefSeq and is a predicted model, not a curated record. Gene Ontology annotation, biological process: G protein-coupled receptor signaling pathway; cell surface receptor signaling pathway. Gene Ontology annotation, molecular function: G protein-coupled receptor activity. Bases 308 to 1792 code for a protein of 494 amino acids.